Messenger RNA from Pseudovirgaria hyperparasitica, 7134 nucleotides. Its product is annotated as putative polyketide synthase. The record is from RefSeq and is a predicted model, not a curated record. The transcript is spliced from 7 exons. Gene Ontology annotation, molecular function: oxidoreductase activity; fatty acid synthase activity; phosphopantetheine binding. Lineage: Eukaryota; Fungi; Ascomycota; Dothideomycetes; Acrospermales; Acrospermaceae. The coding region runs from base 1 to 7134 and encodes 2377 amino acids. Gene Ontology annotation, biological process: secondary metabolite biosynthetic process; fatty acid biosynthetic process.
AUGUCAAACGGUGAUGCUGGGCUUAGCUCGACUGUCACUCUUACAUCUGAGAAUCCCAUUAAAGUAGACGAACAGUGUGGGACAGCACUACCAAUAGCUAUUGUUGGAUAUGCUUGCCGUCUUCCCGGAAGCUGCCAUACCCCUCGGGACUUCUGGCGCUUUCUUGAGAGAGGAGAAAUUGCGAGCCUGGAGCCACCCAAAUCAAGAUUUCGACUUGACACUCACAAUGACGGUACGAGGAGACACGGAACCAUGGCUACUCCUGGCGGUAUGUUUCUGGAUAUUGAUGGCGCCGAUCUUGAUGCCCAGUUCUUCAAGCUUCUGCAAAGCGAUGCUAUUAGUAUGGAUCCACAGCAGCGACAACUUCUAGAGGUGACCUACGAAGCGAUGGAGAAUUCCGGCGUGACCCUGGAAGCUAUACGCCAACAGCCAAUUGGCUGUUUCAUGGCCUCAUAUACAGGUGAUUAUGGGGACAUACAGGCUCGGGACCCCGAAGAUCGAGCACCUCACGCGCUACUCGGUAUUGGUCGUGCUAUGCUCAGCAACCGUAUAAGUCAUUUUCUGGACAUCUCAGGCCCCAGUAUGACGAUAGAUACCGCUUGUUCCGGCAGUCUUACCUGUGUGGACGUUGCUUGUCAGUAUUUGAGAUCUGGCCAGAUAGAAGGCGCCAUUGUCGGGGGGUGUAAUCUAUAUCUUAACCCAGAUCAUGUCAUUGGAACCCCACCAUUGAGUGGGUUUUCAUCUGGGACUGGGAGAUGUCAUACAUUUGAUAUCAAAGCAGACGGCUACGUGAAAGCAGAAGGUGCUACUGUCAUAAUUUUGAAGCGUUUGGAUGUCGCCAUUAAAGACAGAGACCCGAUACGCGGUAUUAUCCGCGGAACGGCCUCGGGAAGUGAUGGCUGGACAGUUGGUAUCUCCAGCCCGAACUCAUUAGCUCAGGCAGCAACAAUUCGGAAGGCAGAUGAAAAUGCUCAGAUCACGAACUUCAACGCGACAAGUUAUCUGGAAUGCCACGGAACAGGAACAAAGGCAGGUGACGUCAUUGAGCUCACUGGAAUUGGUUCAGUCUUCUCUCAACGUGAUACACCUCUACACAUUGGAUCAAGCAAGGCAAAUGUAGGCCACUCUGAGGCCUCUGCAGGCUUGACUGGAAUGAUCAAGACCUUAAUGGCAAUUGAGCAUGGAGUCAUCCCUGGCAACCCUACCUUCAUUGACCCCAAUCCCGCAAUUGAUUUUCAAGCCCUUGGCGUGAAACCAUCUAGGUUCUCCAUCAGAUGGCCCGAUGUUCCGUUCCGACGAGCCGGCAUCAAUUCGUUCGGGUAUGGAGGCUCAAACGCGCAUGUAAUACUGGAUGAGGCAUCUCCAGGACUUAUCACAUCCCACGUUCGCUCCUUUCUUAUUGAUGAGGAUAAUCAAUUCGAGGAUGUGAGACCGGCCUCUCGGCCAUACAUUAUUUUUGUUUCCGCCAACGACCAAGAUUCUGCGCAUAGUAUCUGCUCCGCGCUGAGAAAGCAUCUCUCAAACCCUGCUGUACGUGUUGAGUUACGAGAUAUCGCUUACACACUCUCGGCUCGACGCAGUAAACAUUACUAUAGAGGGUAUGCAAUCGCCAAAAACCACAUGUUUAAGGUUCAGGACUUCAGAUUCGCCACGGCUUUACCGUCGCCCCCUCGCAUUGGACUCGUCUUUACAGGGCAAGGUGCACAAUGGAGCGAGAUGGGCAAAUCUCUCAUCGAAACCUUUCCCGUGGCCAAGAAGUGUAUACAUGAGCUUGAUGGUGUCCUCAGGACGCUGCCACACGGCCCGAGCUGGACUCUUUUGGAACCUCGUACGGCAGAGCAUAUGAGUCUUCCAGAAUACUCGCAACCUUUGGUCACAGCGUUACAACUUGCGCUCCUAGUCGUGCUAGAAUCUUCUGGUGUCACUUAUCAAGUGGUCGUAGGCCACUCGAGUGGUGAAAUAGCGGCAGCUGUAGCAAGUGGUAAUCUGACAAGAUCACAAGCAAUCAAGAUUGCCUUCUACCGAGGGCUAGUGGCCUCGAAUAGUGAGUCGAAUCAAGAAAUCGGGAUGCUUGCUGUGGGUAUGAGCUCCAAGCAAGCUCUCCAAUAUCUUCUGUCAACCAAACACGUCGAGAUUGCUUGCUUUAACAGCCCAUCGAGUGUCACACUCUCUGGAGACAAAAGAGAACUGGAAGAUCUAGAGCGUCAGAUAAAAACGGAUGGAUAUUUUGCACGAAUGCUAGUUGUCAAAGCUGCCUACCACUCGAGCUACAUGGCACAACCAGCGACCAAGUAUCAAAUAUUGAUGGAGAAACACUGCGACUGGACUGGCUCCUCCUACAAUACAGCAACGAUGUUCUCUACUGUUACCGGUAUGCCCAUCUCGGACGAGCUCCGAAGGCCAAGCUACUGGGCCGACAACAUGAGAUCACCAGUUCUUUUCGACCAGGCAGCUCAUAUGGCCCUGCAGGAGACACCAGAUAUCCUGGUGGAGAUAGGCCCAAGUGAUGCUCUUGCUGGUCCAUGUAAGCAGAUCAUGAAGUCCCUCAAUCAGUCUAUCCUAUACUUCUCCUCAUGGAAGAGGGGCGCUUUGGCCCUUACGACACUAUGUGAUCUUCUUGGGAACCUGGCCAUACGUGGAUGUAGCGUGAAUCUUACCAAAUUUAAUGCCGACUCUGAAAGGACUAAACCGCGUGUUGUGGUUGACCUUCCUAAUUAUGCUUGGAAUCACACUACGAAAUAUUGGCACGAGAAUGAUUCUAGCAAGGACUGGAGAUUCCGAAAAUUCCUCCAUCAUGAUAUCUUGGGCAGCAAAGUACUUGGAACGCCUUGGAUGCAGCCAGUGUGGAGAAAGGUUAUCAGAUUGAAAGAAUUACCUUGGCUGGAAGACCACAAGAUUGCCAAUAACGUUGUGUUUCCAGCGGCUGGCUAUAUCGCGAUGGCUACUGAAGCCAUGUUUCAAUUGGGGAAGGCUACGGGCGUACUAGCAGACUCAACACAGAUACGACAAGCGACAUAUCUAUUGCGGAACAUCACAAUUGAAAGAGCACUCAUUCUUGAUGUCCAAGGAGCACCGGCAAAAGUUACAUUAUCCUUGUCCCCUCUCCAAAGCAAUAAAGAGCAUUGGUACAAGCUUCGAAUCUCAACUGUUGUUGAUGAUUUCCUCUUUGACCACUGCAAAGGCUUGAUACGUAUAAUCGGGGAUGUCACUAAGAGAGGCAGUGACGAGGAAACAAGUCCUCUGGAGCAUGCUGAGCCGGCUACAGUGUGGUAUAAAGCUUUACAAAACAAAGGCUUUCAAUAUGGACCAUUGUUUCAGACACAGCGUCACGUGGAGUCCAGAGAGGGCAUACCACGAAGUCGGUCCACGAUAUCAUUGGUACCUCCUGAAUCUGAUUUUGGUCAAUCUGAGUAUAUCCUCCAUCCAGCUUCUAUCGAUGGAUGUCUGCAGUUAGUGGCUCCGGCUCUAUGGCAUGGAGUGAAGAGUUUCACUAGCCCAGCCAUUAUACCCUCCAAAGUAGACGAAAUCCUCAUACCUGCACAGGCUACCAGAUCGAACACAGGUAUAGCUGUGGCCGACACCAAAUACAUGGGGGUUGGUAGCCAAAGCGAUCCAAGAGCACACAGGUCUAAUGUAUCAUUAUAUGAUUCUGAGGGAGGUAGUCUCCUCUUUCGCAUUACUGGAUUAGAGGUACAAGCUCACUCUUCAACGGACACAACAUCCUCCCAGCCUAUACAGCAAUACUGUCGGUCUACGUGGCAACCAGAUGUAACAACAUUCUCUCGGGAGCAGCUUCGCAGUGUUUUGAUCCGAAACAAAUCGGACAAUUCACAAAUAUGUAAACCAACGUGGAGAACUAUAUACACAUUGCUCGACCUUUUCGUGUUCCGGAAUCCUGAUCUUCAAGUCUUAGAGGUAGAUACAAAAGGUGAACACAACAGCCUUUGGAUUGAACGUCAAGAAACUCAGCUCAACGUUCACUCGCAAAGCUGUUCUGUCACCUUGUCGGUGCCAGGGGAUGCGUGGACCCGAACGAGCAGUAUCUACGAAAAAUAUCCUUCGGUUUCAGUGAUUACAAGCGCAAACCCGGUCUCACCACUGAUGUUACAGAAACAGUUUGAUGUUAUCAUUCUUCGUUCGCCGCUCUCCACCGUAGAUGCAACUUUUUUCUCAGAUGAAUGGGGUAAAAUGCUGCGUGAGAACGGCAUUUUCCUCCAAGUUGGGCAAAUAGACGACUCGAAUCGCCCUCCUCAUCACAUUACAAAUGGACAUUCCUCUUUCGCGUCUUACAAAAACAUGGAACUCAACUUUGAAUCGAUACAUACUGAUAGCAAAGUACAGAAGGAGUGCGCUCUUAAAAUCGCUUUCAGAAAUUCUCGAGCGCCACUGACAGACCGCAAUAUACACAUCCUACAGCUUGCCCAAUCGCAAGCAAUAGUCGAGCCCGUAGCUGAAGCUCUGAAAAAUCUGGGAUGGAAUAUUAGUAGUUCACCGGCAUCUGUCGAGUCAUUGGAACCCAACAGCACAGUUCUCAUACUCGAUGAAAUAUUGAACAACCUCUUAUUUGAGGUCAAUGACGUACAAUGGACUAUUUUACAGCAACUGGUGUCCAUGAAUUGCAAAAUACUCUGGGUAACGAGAAAAGCACAAAUGAAUGUCAAAAACCCAUCAGCAGCAUUAAUUUGGGGCCUUUCUCGAUCAAUUAGACAAGAGAACCCUGAAAAUGUGCUGAUGACCUUGGACGUUGAGUCAGUUUCUGAUGAAACUACAGCCAGGGCAAUCAGUGAGGUACUCCACAGGGUAAAGGUCUCAACGGGAUCUAUGGGUGCCGACUGUGAGUUCGUGGAGAAAGACGGUAUGCUGCAUAUUGAGAGGAUAGUACAAGAUGAUGUCUUGGCGUCGUUCCAGAAGUGCCGUGAGGCUGGGAUGGAACUGACUGACCAGUCAUUGUUUGACAUUGACGCUUACGUCCGUCUCAUCAGUAGUCGUGUUGGUACACUUGACAGUCUUUCUUGGGAGGAAGUGACACAAUGGCAAACACCACUCGCUGACAAUGAUGUGGAAGUUGACGUUCAUGCUGUUGGACUAAACUUCAAAGAUAUCGCAAUUGCCAUGGGCAUUGUCGCAGGAGAUCAACGAAUGCUUGGUCUUGAGGGCGCUGGUGUCAUAAAAAAGAUCGGCAAAGUAGUGUCAAAUCUGCACGUCGGGCAAAGAGUUCUCCUUAACAAGAAAGGUACCCUGGCGAACAAAUUGCGAUGUGGUUCUUUCGGGGAAGCCUAUCCCAUACCGGACUGGCUGUCAUUUGAGGCUGCAGCUUGCUGCAAUGUUGUUUACAGCACGGUCAUAUACAGUCUUGUCGACCUUGCAGGGCUUCAGAGGGGACAGUCCGUCUUGAUUCACUCAGCCGCAGGUGGCAUCGGCCUAGCAGCUAUCUCGUUUUGUAAGUAUAUUGGUGCGAACAUGUACUGCACUGUUGGUAACAACGAGAAACGGGCGUACCUGACAAAGCAUCACGGGAUCCCUGAGGACCAUAUAUUUUCUUCUCGUUCGACUGACUUCACGAAAAGUCUCAUGAAGAUCACCAAUUACCGCGGGGUAGAUUGUAUACUAAACUCACUUUCCGGUGAGCUACUACAUGAAUCUUGGCGCUGCAUUGCCACCUCAGGAACCUUCGUUGAGAUUGGAAAACGAGACAUUUUGGACAAGAACCAUUUGAGCAUGGAGCCUUUUGGGCGGAAUGCCUCAUAUCGCGCAGUGGAUAUGUCGAAUGAUUGCUUUAGACCAGAGACGAGGCUCAGAUUGAUGACACAAUGGCUCUCGCUUUUAGAGCAAGGUCUCAUCGAAAUACCGCCCAUAACAAAGAGAUUUGGAUUCAACGACGUCCAUGCCGCCUUCCGGCACAUGAGAAGCGGAAAUAACAUUGGAAAGACUGUCUUAACACGCAAUGAAUCAUUUGGAGAUGUUCAUGUACCGAUCCGGCCCGCUGUUCCAAGACUACCUCUCAACCCUGAUGCCGCCUAUCUCAUAGUCGGAGGCCUGAAGGGCGUAUGUGGUAGUCUAUCGCUCUACCUUGCACGGGAGGGAGCCAAAAAUCUUAUAAUUCUCUCCCGCACCAACUGCACAGACCAAGUCUCGCAGCGUGUAGUUGCAAAUCUGAGAUCUCUUAGAACGAACAUUAUACUAGUGAGAGGUGACGUUACGGUAAAGAAGGACGUAGUACGGGCCAUCCGUUCGUCGCCUCUCCCUGUGGCAGGGGUAGUUCAAGGUGCCAUGGUGCUUCAGGACAAGGUAUAUAGUACCAUGACUAGUCGGGACUUUCAUACCGCGGUGAGGCCCAAAGUUCAAGGAUCGUGGAACAUCCACGAAGCGCUACUUGAAACUGCAUGUGUCGUCGAUUUUUUCACCAUGCUUUCGAGCAUGACCGGCGUUUUUGGGGCGCCAGGGCAAGCCAACUAUAGUGCCGCAAACGUAUUCCUAGAUGCGUUUGCCGCAUAUAGGACUGGUCUCGGUCUUGCAGCACACUCAAUUGAUCUGGGAAUAAUUGAAGGCGUCGGCACUUUCAACACAGAAGAGCGGGAAACCCAGUACCGCCGGUUUCUCUACCAAGGCUGGAGGUGCCUUGACCAGCGUGCGCUGUGCGACGUCCUCGCGCUUUCAAUUUUCCAGCAAAGCAAGACUCCCAUAAAUGUGAAUAGUGGGUCUCAGCUUAUUACAGGGAUUCCUAUUCCCAUCCCGGAUACUUUGCCAGCGCGGAACCAUACACGCUUUAAUGCCCUCACAGUAAAAUUAUCACAAUCAUUUCACAGUGCGGCAGUCAAGUCGGAAGACUCGCCUCUAGCGACACUUCGAGCUACGAUAAAUUCCCCCACUGCCUCGAACAAUCGUACACUUCUUCUGGAAUUGAUUGUAACGCUUGCAAACGGAAAAUUCAAGGAAUGUUUGGGACUUGAGGAGGCCCUCGAUCCUGUGCGACCUCUUGCUUCGUAUGGUAUAGACUCCCUUGUCGCUGUAGAAUUCUCCAACUGGAGUAAGAUGGAAUUGGGGAUUGAGGUCACAACGGUGGAGAUAAUCGCGGCUCAAACUCUGACGUCGCUUUCGGAGACGAUGUUAAAGAAGGCAUUAGGGAAAGUAUAG